CUCAGCACACUAAAGUAAAUCUAUGCCCAAAUUAACCUACAGCUGUAAACAUCAUAUCUUACAAAAUACUUGAUCAGAACACAGUCCAUUAUUACACAUCUCAGAAAACAUAUAACUUUCAUUACGCCCUACCUUUCAACACAGAUACUAAUCUGCAAACUCACCCGCCUUCAAUUCAGAAUGGAGCUUAACAAGUUCGAAUCAAUCAAGAAGUUGAACACAGAGCGCUUCGACUGGAAGUGUAGACUUCGAUUACAGUCAAUGUGGAAAGGACUAAACAGAGAAACAAAAGAGUUCUGGGGCAUCAAUAUGACACUCAUCGAUGAUUCGAACCACAGGAUUCAUGGAUUUGCAAGUUCUAAAUACUGUAAAGGACUUUUCGAACAAUUGAAGGAAGGAAAUAUUUAUAUUCUCACAAAUUUCAAAGUUAAGGAUUAUGUUGGCGACGAAACCUACCGUCCGGUUCGAAACAGAAAGCAUAUUUACUUCACAACACACAAAAAUAGAGACAGAUUCGGGUGUUGGUUUGAAAAUUGAGAAGUUUGCUGUGGACCUGUUCUACAUGGGAGAAAUUAAAAAACUAGCUGAGGACAACCGUUUCUUAAUAGAUAUGGUAGGAAGGAUACAAAAUGUUCGAACGAACAUCAAGUCAAUCAAAAAUGAUGUCGAGAAGGUUAUUACAAAGUUUGACCUCACUGAUGGAAGGUACACUGUUCCUGUGACUCUAUUUGAUGAUUUUGGAGUUCAGUUUGCAGAAGAGCUGGAAGAUUGUAAACAAACAGAGAUUUAUAUUAUCAUUGCUGCUGCAAAAGUUGGACUCUAUGAGGGUAUAGCUAAUCUAACAAAUUAUCCGGCAACAAGAAUUUACAUCAAUCCUACACACUACAGCAUCGGAGAGCUUAAAGCCAAAAUGUUGGAAACAAUUGAAGAAACGGUUUCAUCACCACCGCAGGAAAUUACAGAGUUAAAAACUCUUACUAUCAAAGAAAUUAAAGCAAUGACUCCAGAUUCCACAGAGUGCAGAGUUAAGUGCCAACUUAAAGUAACUAAGGUCGAAGAGCAGUCAUCUUGGUUUUAUGCUGUAUGCACAAAAUGUCCAAAAGAAAUAUCACGAGUCGAUGGGGUUUUUAAAUGCGAGGACUGUAACAGAAUUAUUCCAUACCCUGACAAAAGAUUCCGUAUAUGCACAUUAUGCAGCGACAACACAGGUAGCAUUGCAGUAAUUUUCCUGGACCAAGAAGUUACUCGGAUUAUCGAGAAAACUGUGUUUGAUAUAGAAGUGGAUGCUAUUCAGGAAAAUACCGAGGGGAAAUUUCCAGCAGUUCUCAAGACAUUUGAGAAGAAAGUUUAUACCAUCACUCUAAACAUUACAGAGAACAAUCUCAAAAAAGGAUCAAUGGUGUAUGAGGCGGAUGAGAUUUUUGACAAAAUUGAAAGCACUGCAAACUUUGAUCCAUCGACAAACACAGAUACUCAAAUGGUUGAGGCAGCAACUGUAGACCUGAAAGAUGACGACCUCAGCACACCAACAACUGGAAUUUCUUCUACAAAAACAAGGGCAAGGGUUGAUAUUGAGCCGGUGGCAUUUGAUCCAAAAGAAGAUACACCAGCCAAGCUCAACAAAAAGGAUAAGAAGAAAAAGGAGUAACUGCUUCGUACUGGACGUCAACAACUACUUUUGCCAAUGAAGAAGAAUUUGAAACUUCGGUCUCUGAUACAAUUCAGAGUUUCCAAGACUUUUGUUAUAAUUUCUCUGAAUCUAUGACUCUGUCUGUUUAAAUAUUCUAAACUGUGCUGAAUAUGUUUGCACUAUUUUUUGGCGUCCAGGAACCUAACUAUUUAAUCUAC
Daucus carota subsp. sativus is the source of this 1848-nucleotide messenger RNA. RefSeq lists its product as uncharacterized. The transcript is spliced from 12 exons. Bases 437 to 1648 code for a protein of 403 amino acids. NCBI's taxonomy places the organism in Eukaryota, Viridiplantae, Streptophyta, Magnoliopsida, Apiales, Apiaceae. The record is from RefSeq and is a predicted model, not a curated record.